AUGCGUUCCUUCGCGGCGGCUCUCGCGACCGUCGCUCUGCUCUCCAGCCCUGGAGCUGGUCUGAGACUCAGAUCGGAUUUCACGAGAGAUCUUCAACUGUCCGCUGAGUUGGGCUUGGAUCCUGAUCUUCUACUCAAGAACCGCCAUGUUUUGCAUACCUUGCUUGAACAGCCGUCGACCAUUCCCGCGGAAUACGUGCCGAUCCCCAUUGAUCACGAGGAUCCACAUGUUGGUAAGUACCAGAAUCGAUUCUGGGUGAACGAUCAGUACUAUACUCCGGGCGCCCCCGUGUUCCUCUACGAUGCGGGAGAAUCAAGUGCAGAGCCUAGCCUCGUUCAUCUGACAUCGGAGACCUCCUUUUUCAACAGCAUGAUCCAGGAAUUCAAUGCCAUCGGAAUCCUGUGGGAGCAUCGUUAUUACGGACAAUCGCUACCAUACCCCGUUACCAACACGACACCCCCCGAGCAGAUGAAGUAUCUGACGACCAGACAAGCCCUGGCGGAUAUCCCCUAUUUCGCGCGGACCUUCACUCGUCCAGACUACCCCCGCACCGAUCUGACCCCGGCAUCCACGCCUUGGGUCAUGGUUGGGGGCUCAUAUCCCGGGAUCCGAGCCGCGCUUGCGCGAAAGGAAUACCCAGAGACGAUCUUUGCAGCCUUUGCUGCGUCCGCUCCGGUCCAGGCGCAAAUCAACAUGAGCAUCUACUUCGACCAGGUGUAUCGGGGCAUGGUCUCCGGGGGACUGGGAAACUGCGUCAAGGACUUGCAUGCGGCGCUGCAAUACAUCGAUGAUCAGCUCGCGCAUCCAGACACAGCCAAGACCAUGAAGCAGCUGUUUUUCGGCGUCGGUGCAGAGCAAAACUCGAACGAAGACUUUGGCGCAGCGCUGGCAGGUAUCUAUGGGUACUUUCAGUCCCAUGGCGUUGACGGCGGCGAGGGAGGAUUGUGCUCGCUCUGCGGCUAUCUGGAGGUCGAUCCCAGGACGAACGAGUCGGCCGGGGCGAACGGUCUUGCGCCAGCCUACGGUGCUCAGUACGUUGCCGAGCGUUGGGCCUCGUGGCCGACUUUCGUCGAGGUGGUCAACUCCAAUAUGGAAACGAACUGCAAGGGCCUGGACAGCACCACCGCGCGCUCGUGCGUGCUGAACAACCCCCCCACCGACGCAGACACGCUCAGCUGGACGUGGCAGUACUGCUCCGAGUGGGGGUUCUAUCAGAGCAACAACGUGGGCGCACACUCGCUCCUCUCCCGGUACCAGACCCUCGAGCUCAUGCAGCGCCAGUGCAACGAGAUCUUCCCCGAGGCUUCGAAGCAGGGCAUCCUGCCCCCGCAACCAAAGGCCGCCGCGCUGAACCAGGAAUUCGGCGGCUGGACCAUCCGACCCUCGAAUGUUUACUUCAGUGCCGGGGAGUUUGACCCAUGGCGCACACUAUCCCUGCUUUCCAACGAGGACUUUGCGCCACAGGGGGUCUCGUUGACGACCCAGAUCCCCCCCUGUGGAGUGCAACCUGGCGCAGACAAGGUCUUUGGGUUUGUGGGGGCAAAUUCAGUUCACUGCUUUGAUUUCCGCACCGACAGCGCAGUCGGAGAGGAGUCGCGCGGAUACUUCAUCCAGGCACUCAAGGAGUGGCUACCUUGCUUCGGAAAGUAGCGCGCUGUGCCAGAGGGUAACGCAAGGAUUCCAAAGAGUACCUCCUACUAUCCUGUAAUAUCAUUUCAUUGCCCCGGCCGAGCCCAGGCUAC
Aspergillus ochraceoroseus IBT 24754 is the source of this 1742-nucleotide messenger RNA. Its product is annotated as putative serine peptidase, family S28. Gene Ontology annotation, molecular function: serine-type exopeptidase activity; dipeptidyl-peptidase activity. Gene Ontology annotation, biological process: proteolysis. Lineage: Eukaryota; Fungi; Ascomycota; Eurotiomycetes; Eurotiales; Aspergillaceae. The record is from RefSeq and is a predicted model, not a curated record. The transcript is spliced from 3 exons. Bases 1 to 1650 code for a protein of 549 amino acids.